UCUCUCUCUAAACCCGUAAUCUCUCUCUCUCUCUCUCUCUCUCUCUAGAGCUCGGGAGCUGCGGAGAAGGAGAAGGGCCAUGCUCUCGAGGGUCGAUGGAAUGGUGUGGAUGGGCGAAGAAGAAGAGCGAAGAGCAAGCGUAGGUGGGGGUGGAGGUGGGGGAGAGGAGGAGGGCGACUCUCUCUCCUGGACCCGAGCAAACCCUAACCCUAACCCUAACCCUAACCAUAACCAUAACCAUAACCACCCCCACGGAGCCAAGGAGGACGAGAUGGCGGGGCUCUCGAGGUUCAAGCCCAUGCUCGACGACGACGACGGCGACGACGACGACUGGUACCUGGCCCCGAACCCCGCCCACCAACCGUUCGACGCUUUGCCCACUCACCAACACGGCAUCAAAGGCGCCGCCUUUGCUACUGCGCCGCAGCACGAGCCCUCCCUGCUCCUCCCCCCGCCCCAACCGGGCAUGGGCAUGGGCGUGGGCGUGGGCGUGGGCGUGGNUCUACUCCCCCUCCUCCUCCUUAUCCUCGCUCCUUAG
This is a messenger RNA of Ananas comosus (pineapple), 538 nucleotides long. RefSeq lists its product as uncharacterized. Lineage: Eukaryota; Viridiplantae; Streptophyta; Magnoliopsida; Poales; Bromeliaceae. The coding region runs from base 80 to 538 and encodes 152 amino acids. The record is from RefSeq and is a predicted model, not a curated record. The transcript is spliced from 3 exons.